CAAGGAAUUAUUUAAGAAAAGGUUGAUUCCUGGUUGGUUGUGUUGAUAACCUGGAAUCUUGGUAACGUUAAUCAAGGAGUAUUUAUUUAUAUAACUGCUGCCGGAAGUCUGUUUCUGUAUUUUUCCUACGGGCCAUUGAGCAUUUGUUCCAAGAGAGAUGUCUGCUAGGUUUGGAGAAGUGCCGAGCGGGCCAACCCAAGGACCAUCUACCAACAGUAGCGACGCUGGUGAUUUCGAGUGCAACAUAUGCUUUGACUUGGCCCAAGACCCGAUCGUGACAUUAUGCGGGCAUCUUUUUUGCUGGCCCUGUCUUUACAAAUGGCUUCACCUACAUUCACAAUCUCAAGAAUGCCCAGUUUGUAAAGCCCAAAUCGAAGAAGAAAAGUUAGUCCCUUUAUACGGUAGAGGCAAGGACUCAACCACUCGAAGAUCAAGACCCGUUCCUGAUGACGAAAUCCCACAUCGGCCCACGGGCCAAAGACCAGAAACCGCUCCUCCACCAGAUCCAAAUGCAUUUGGUCAACAUGGGUUUGGCCCGUUUGGAUCAAUGGGCAGUUUUGGGCCUCCAAUGAAUACAAGUUUUGGGAACUUUAGUCUUUCAUUUGGCGGUUUGGUUCCGUUUUUCAAUUUUCAGAUGAACACGUUUUCGGGCCCACAGAUGUUUGGAAACGGGCCUCCUCGCAUGGCUCCAACUCCGGUGUAUCCUUAUGGGGCCCAUCAUCAUGCCCAUUGGGUCCCUCAACAGAGAGUUAACCGUCGUGAAACAGGGUUUUUCGCGGCAUUGCCAUUUUUGAUAAUUGGUUUUCUUUUCCUCAUGGCUCUAAUUUGGAACUGAGGUAAUUUAGCUUUCAGUUGUUAUUUGAUGUUCCAUAAGAAUUUGUGUGUAAAGAAGACUAGUUGAUUAUUUGUAUUUUGAGUAUUUUUAGUAGUGUUGCUAGUAAUAGUUGGUAGUUGAAGGUGCA
Molecule: messenger RNA, 962 nt
Organism: Helianthus annuus (common sunflower)
Lineage: Eukaryota; Viridiplantae; Streptophyta; Magnoliopsida; Asterales; Asteraceae
Product: E3 ubiquitin-protein ligase RNF5
Exons: 2
Coding region: 158-835 (225 amino acids)
Biological process (GO): ubiquitin-dependent protein catabolic process
Cellular component (GO): endoplasmic reticulum
Molecular function (GO): metal ion binding; ubiquitin protein ligase activity; ubiquitin-like protein conjugating enzyme binding
Source: RefSeq, a predicted model, not a curated record